GUGGUUACCAUAGUAACAUAAAGCCUCAACUUUAUUUCCGGCGCUGGUUUCGCGUUAGAAAUGAUUACUGGUAUUCACAACGCGAGAAGGAGAGAAGAUGUGUUUAUCCAGGAUUCAGAGUCUGAGACUGGCAGCAGUACUGGAGGACUGUUCACACCAGCUGGAAAUACUGGGACAUAUUCUCGCAAUGCGGAUACGCAGGGAAAGACCUGCACAGGAGAAAACCAAGCUCAGGAAGUUGACAGGAGAUUGCUGAUGUCCAAGCUACAUUUGGAGCUGGAGGAGAAAUGGUGUUUUAGCUCUCUGCUGCAGGCUGUGGAGGAAAUCGAGCAGAGGAGAAGGGAUACGAACAUGAAAAGGGAGGAAAUGAAACAAGUGGACAAGAGAAGACAGACUCUUCUGAAACAACAAGAGGAGCUCCAACAGAAAACUCUCAAACUGCAGGUCAUACACCAGGAAGCAAACAAGAAAGAUAAUUUAUUAAAGAUGAGAAGCAAAGAGAACACUAAGGAGAACGACACUGGGCUGCAGCUCAGGAAGAUCCAGAAUGAGACCAGUCAGGCUGAGGCACUGCUGGAAGGGCAGCUGGAGCUGCUGAAGAAACAGUUGAAGGAGGAGGUGAGAGUUCACGAGGAGUCUCAGAAAUUCCUGCUGAGCCAGCAUGAGGAGCUGCAGCAGCUGCUGCAUGGGCUGCAGCAGCACACAGAGCAGAUGGUGCAGAAGAAGAGCAAGCAGCUCCACAACGUGUGCUUCAAAAAGAACCUGAACUUAGACAGGCUGGAGGACAUGAAAAUGAAGUUCAAGGAGAUGGAGCAGAUGGUGAUGGAGGACAGGGAGGAGCAGGAGAAACUCCACCAACAGCAGGCACAGAUCAGAGCUGCCACCAAGCUGCAGGCCUGGUGGAGAGGCUGCAUCGUACGCCGAGGACUCUGCGGUUUUAAAAAAGCUGAGAAAGGCAAGAAAGGGAACAAGAAGGAAAGAAAGAAAAAGAAGAAAUGACUUUUUGCUAGUGCUGCCGAAUGUCAUUGACAUGAUGAUCUGAAUAAAAACAAACACUAAUGCA
Oreochromis aureus is the source of this 1063-nucleotide messenger RNA. It is a transcript of the gene drc9, whose product is annotated as IQ motif containing G. NCBI's taxonomy places the organism in Eukaryota, Metazoa, Chordata, Actinopteri, Cichliformes, Cichlidae. Gene Ontology annotation, biological process: cilium organization. The record is from RefSeq and is a predicted model, not a curated record. Bases 61 to 999 code for a protein of 312 amino acids. Gene Ontology annotation, molecular function: protein binding. The transcript has 10 exons. Gene Ontology annotation, cellular component: cytoplasm; motile cilium.